This is a messenger RNA of Triticum urartu, 3145 nucleotides long. The record is from RefSeq and is a predicted model, not a curated record. NCBI's taxonomy places the organism in Eukaryota, Viridiplantae, Streptophyta, Magnoliopsida, Poales, Poaceae.
CUGACAUCGUAUUUGCAAGUUGUAGGAGUUUGAUGAGAGUGACCGUUUUGGUCCUUGCCAGCUGAGUUCGGGACGGCUGAUGCAUUUUACUGUACUCAGGAAACACCAUCCACGGGCGUUGUCAUCAUCGGGAGAAAUUGCAUACUCCUACCAGUAGAUCGUCGGGGAGAGCUGCCCCCUCCUCUCACCCAGACCGGAGCACGACGGAAGCACGGACAUCUGCACCACGCGCCGCGGUCCGCACCACCACUCGCACCAGCCACGGGGCAGGAAGGGCCCAGAUCUGGCCGGCCCCGCCCGCCGCCGCCGCCGCACACCCACCGGAAGUAGUACGACAGAGGGGCGUCGCCUCCAACCUCCACCACAACGCGCCGCAGCCCGCGCGUCAUUCUCGUGGUAACUCAUCUUCCCGUGUGUUGUCCCUGCUCGAAUCUCCCAAUCCCCUUACCAUAUAUCGCCAGACGAGUCAGGUCAACCAGUCCUGCCCUGUCCUUGCUUGCAUCAUCCCCAUCCCGAUCUGCACCUCGUCUCCACAACUAUGGCGGAGGCGGCGAGGACCGACGCCAACGACGUGCGUGCAGCGGCUGACCGGGUCAGCUUACUCCCCUCUCCUCCCCCAUCACCAUCUGAGGAGGUCGCAUCAACCGAGUCAACGCCGCGUUCUGCUUCCGCACCGAGCACUUCUGCUCCAGCAACGGCGCCAUCCUUCUUCCCCAGGUUGAUUUCUCUUCCUACAGUAUUGUUUUGGAUCUGAUCUGCACCUGCAAGCUCGGUUACUCUGUUCUUAGAGGAAGAUCGACCAUGCAAGUGCGCUGCCAAGGAAAUUCUCCUACGAUCUGUUAAAGGAAAUUACGGAUGGUUUCUCCGAGGAGCGCUUACUCGGUAGCGGCGGAUAUGGAAGAGUUUACAAGGGAUUUCUCAAAGAUGGGGAAGAAAUUGCCGUGAAGUUGCUCUAUGAGAUGCCUACACUUGAUGAUGUGCAGUUUAUGAGGGAGUUUAACAAUCUGACGAGUCUUCAACACGUUAAUAUUGUGCGGUUAGUCGGCUAUUGCCAUGAAACUCGGCCAGAGUGCGCAGAGUACGAAGGAAGAACGGUUGUUGCUGACAGGAUACACAGGGCGCUCUGUUUCGACUAUGCCCACAAUGGGAGCCUUCACGAUCAUAUUUCUGGUAUGAUAUCGUGAUGCUCUACGUAUAAUUUUUUUUUCAAACAUCCUCCAAUUGUAUUUGUUAAUAUGUUAUGGAUUUAUUCUUAUGCAACAAAAGAAUACUCUUUGUCGCGACAAAUGAAUUUAAUGGACGUGAUUGGCGCACACGUUAUGGAAUAAUUAAGGGGAUUUGCAAUGGUUUGAAAUACCUGCAUCAGGACCUAAAUUCUCCUAUAUAUCAUCUGGAUCUAAAACCAGCCAAUGUAUUGCUGGAUAAGAAUAUGUUACCAAAGAUAGCUGAUUUUGGCCUGUCAAGGCUGUUUGGAGAAGAACAAACAAAAAUCACAAAUACUUCAUUCGGAACGCGCGGUUAUUUACCACCAGAAUACAUAGAGCAGAAAGUAAUCUCAAACAAGUUCGACAUAUACAGCUUGGGUGUUGUUAUCAUAAAGGUAAUGGCUGGACCUGAGGGCCACUCCAAAUGUGCUACCAUGUCUUCCAAGGAAUUCGUUGAACUUGUACAGGGAAAUUGGAGGGCUAGGUUAGAAGCACCCCCAAUCCAUGAGCCAGGGCUAGAGGCAUAUUGUGUACAAGUAAAGACGUGCAUUGAAAUAGCCUUAAAGUGUGUGCAGGCAGAUCGGCGCAAAAGGCCGAGUAUAAAUGAUAUCAUUGAUAAGAUGAAUCAGACAGAGAAUAUGAUUCGAUUAUGGUCCCUCAACGUAUAUUCAAAGAGGCCAUAUUUUGCUCCUGAUAUAUCCGGCCUUACGAGAUUCGAGUACAAUGAUUUGGCCGUCAUGACAGACGGAUUCUCCAAACAUCUUGGAUUGGGUGCCUUUGGCAUGGUAUAUAAAGGGAGCUACAAAGACUUGAAUGGCUAUCAACAAGUGGCUGUGAAGGAAAUAAAGAAUACUACUGAAGGAGAAGUUCAUGACUUUAUCGCUGAACUCCAGAGAAUUGGUCGAAUGAGGCUACACACAAAUCUAAUUGAGCUGAAAGGCUGGUGCUGCAGAAGAAACACAUGGAACUUGGUUGAUUUUAUUUCUUGUUGUAGGCAACAAAGGGUUCAAUUCUUUCUUGUCUUUGAAUUUGUUCCUAAUGCCAACCUAGAGGACCACCUACACGACAGGAAGAAAAUUCUACCAUGGCAAAAGAGGUAUCAAAUAAUUAAGGGCAUAGGGUCUGCACUUCAUCAUCUUCACCACCAAUGCAAUAGAGCCGUCUUGCAUGGAGAUAUCAAGCCAAGCAGUGUACUACUGGAUUUUGAUUUCAACGCCAAGCUCGGUGUCGGGCUAUCUAGGACAGCCAGUAAAAACAAUAGAAUACUAGUGGCGACUGAUACUGGGACAGAGGGCAACAUGGACCCACGUAAGUCCGACAUCUACAGCUUUGGAAUUGUUCUACUAGAGAUAGCAUGCACAGGCAAGUCUAGAGAGCAAGUAUGGGAGCUGUAUAGAGAGGAACCCGAGGUGAUGGAGUAUGCCGCUGACCGCAGAUUAGGUGGCAUCUUUGACAAGUCGCAGAUGAAGCGUGUGAUUGUCCUGGGCCUCAGGUGCUCUCACCCAAAUGGGAGACACCGUCCUUUCAUGUCAGAUGCAAUGAAAUUCUUGGAGGAUGGCAUAGAGUUGCCUCCUAUAUUGGAAAUAGAGGAACAACGAGAUUCAAGAUUCUUGGGCAUUUAUUCGGCUGAGUUUUCUCAUAUAGUCAUCGACGUCGAGCACGUAGAGGACGGCAUAGAGUUGCAUACUAUAUUGGAAAUAGAGGAACAAGAAGGUUCAAGAUUCCUGGGCAUUGAGUCCGCUAAUUUUUCUAAUAUAAACACUGCCAUCGAUCCAGAAGAGGCGAUUGUUGGGAUAGGAGGAAGCAGCAGCUGGCUUAAAGGUGUAAGGUGGAGGUGGGAAAGGAGGUUAAGGAUGCUGUCUGUUCAUGAUUUAUAGUCGUGUAACUAGAAGAACAUGGCAGAGACAUUUUUAGCCGUUAUCGUUUAUUUUUCUCUGUUU